AUGGUUCAAAACGAUGCAAUAUCCCCCACAGAAAUACCUCAACGAGAUCCAAAUGCCCUCAGGCAUCAUAAUGAAUUAGUGGUUAAUGGAAUUAAUGGGGAUUAUUUUCAAGGAGAUUUGGAAUUGGCUGAUUGGCAGGCAGAAAAGAUUCAAAAAUAUUUUGAAGAUCAAUUAAUGUUUUCUCGUGAUGAAAAUAAAAGAAUUAAAAGAAAAGUUGGAAAACGUUGGGACAAGACAAGGCCAAUAAGUUAUGAUUUUGCUGAUAAUGUGCCUGAACAGUCAAGACAAAAAAUACGUCAAGCAUUGGCCAUCUGGGAAAGCGAAACUUGUCUUUCUUUUGUGGAAAAUGGUCCAGAUGUUGAUCGUUUAGAGUUUUUUGAUGGGGGAGGAUGUUCUUCAUUUGUAGGGAAAACGGGAGGAACUCAGGGAAUUUCAAUUUCAACCCCUGGCUGUGAUUUUAUUGGAAUUAUUGCGCACGAAAUUGGGCACGCUUUGGGUACAUUUCACGAACAGGCUAGGCCUGAUCAAUCUAGGCACAUUGCUAUUCAUUACAAGUAUUUUUUCCCACUAAUGAAUUAA
Meloidogyne enterolobii is the source of this 579-nucleotide messenger RNA. NCBI's taxonomy places the organism in Eukaryota, Metazoa, Nematoda, Chromadorea, Rhabditida, Meloidogynidae. The record is from the annotation of a GenBank genome assembly.